CGUGCAGCUCAGCCGCGACCGUUGGGCCGCGGUAAGCGAGACUUCUGCAACUAUCCAUGGCCUUCUUUUGAGCCGUCGCUGUGCUGUCUAUGGCGAUGACUAGCAGCCGUUCAACACAGUCGCCGACGAUGGCGCAUCUCUCGUCUGUCUCUUUUGGACAGUUGAACCAUGGUCUUGAAGUGGGGCAGAAUUACGGGUCGAUGAACACGGAGAUCCACUUGCCGCCGGAACGACCAGAAACACCGCCGCAGCCGUUCGCAACCAUCCCCUUCGCUCGCGACCCUGAUUUCGUCAACCGUGGAGACGUCCUCGACCAAGUCCACCAGCGAUGCUCCGAGCCAGCCAGUCGCGUGGCUCUCGUGGGCCUAGGCGGUAUGGGCAAGUCGCAACUGGCCAUCGAAUAUGCCCACCGGAUCCGCGAGGGGCAGCCUGACAGAUGGGUGUUCUGGGUCCAUGCUGGCACGCAGGCGCGCGUCGAAGAGGGCUUCAGGACGAUUGCCGACGCCGUCAAGCUGCCUGGCCGGAACCAGCCUAAAGCCGACAUCCCACAGCUUGUAUACGGCUGGCUGUCCAACGAGCGGAACGGCAGAUGGCUCAUGAUCCUAGAUAGCGCCGAUGACCGCGAUAUAUUCUAUAGACCCACCUAUAGUGACGCGCGUAACGAGCAGCGAUUUGCGACGUAUUCACCACAAAGCCCCAACGGAUCGAUUGUCAUCACAACAUGCAACAAGGACCUGGCGUUCAGGCUGACCGGACGCUACCAAAACAUCAUCGAGGUCGGACCGAUGGUGCAGGCGGACGCCCUCACGCUCCUGGAGAAGAAGUUAGGACCGCUCCAAGAUACAGAUGUGGCGCUCGAUCUCGUACGGGCGCUCGACCUUGUUCCACUGGCCAUCAGCCAGGCCGCCGCGUACAUACAGGCGAGGGUGCCGCGGAGCUCACCGGAAAAGUACCUGGCCGAGUUCCGGGAGAGUGAGCGCAAAAGAAGCAAGCUUUUAGAGCACGAUGCCGGCGACUUGCGACGGGACGCAGGGGCGUCAAACACGAUCCUCACGACAUGGCGGAUAUCCUUUGACCACAUCCAGUCCGAGCGGCCUUCGGCGGCGGAUCUCUUGUCACUUAUGAGCUUUUUCGAUCGACAAGGUAUCCCUGGGUGGGUUCUGAACCCUCCUGACGAUGGCAGCAGUGCUACAGACGGGGACGCAGAUGAUGGCACAGACGACGAUAUAGACGACGGUGUCGACGACGGAUUCGAAGAUGAUGUGGCGAUGCUGAGGGAUUUCUGUCUCAUCGUCGCGGACGAGGCGCAGGAUGAGUUUGAGAUGCAUGCGCUCGUGCAGCUGUCGACCAGAAGUUGGCUGGGAGAGUAUGAGCGGCAGGAGACGUUUAAGCAGCAGUGUAUUGAGCGAAUGGCGGCGGUAUUUCCAACAGGGGAGUACGAGAACUGGGCGACAUGCCGAAGUCUCUUCGCACACGUCCAAGUGGUCUCUAGGUACCGGCCCAGUGAAGAAACCGUCGAAGCACGGGCGAAGCUUUUGCAUGAUGGUGGUUGGUAUGCGUGGUCGCAAGAAAGUUACAAUAUAGCAGAGAAAAUGCUACGAAAGGCGAAGAAAACUUGUGAAGACAGAUUGGGAAAGGAGAAUGAGGCGACUCUAUCAUGCAUGCUCAUGCUUUUUAUAGUCCUUUCGGACCAAGGCCAGUGGGAGGAGGCGGAGAAGCUGCACCUGCUGGUGUUAGAGACUGCGGCAAAAGUUGGUGUCAACGACUCGUAUAGACUGAAGAUCAUGGGCAACUGGGCGUCAAUGUUGUUGAGGCAAAGCCGGUGGGACGAGGCUGAAAAGCUGCUUAUACGGGUGUUGGACGAGAGCCGGAUCAAACUCGGGGUCGACCACCCAGACACGCUAAGCACCAUGGCCAACCUGGGGACUGUGUAUAUGAACCAGGGCCGGCUGGAGGAGGCCGAAAAACUGGAGGUGCAGGUGCUAGAGGCGAGGAAGAUCAAGCUCGGAGUCAACCACCCAGACACAUUGUAGAGCAUAAGCAACUUGGCGUUAACAUCCUUGAAGCAAGGCAGGGGGGAAGAGGCAGAGAAGCUGUUUGUGCUGGUAAUGGAGACCUUCAGGACUGUAUUGGGGGACGACAAACCAUACACGCUGAGGAGUAUUUGCAAUGUCGCGUCGGUUUACUGGCAUCAAGGCCGGCGGGAGGACGCCAUAAAGGUGAUCCUAUCGGCCAGGGAGGGCGGCAACACCGACCGCGUGUCGGUCACCCAGACAUGCUCAUGUAUAUAAACAACCAUCGCGUUUACUAGGAAAAAACAGGGACCAUAUACAGAUACAUU
Molecule: messenger RNA, 2341 nt
Organism: Chaetomium strumarium
Lineage: Eukaryota; Fungi; Ascomycota; Sordariomycetes; Sordariales; Chaetomiaceae
Product: P-loop containing nucleoside triphosphate hydrolase protein
Exons: 2
Coding region: 90-2033 (647 amino acids)
Molecular function (GO): protein binding; ADP binding
Source: RefSeq, a predicted model, not a curated record